Musa acuminata AAA Group (dessert banana) is the source of this 1072-nucleotide messenger RNA. RefSeq lists its product as uncharacterized. The record is from RefSeq and is a predicted model, not a curated record. Lineage: Eukaryota; Viridiplantae; Streptophyta; Magnoliopsida; Zingiberales; Musaceae. The transcript has 4 exons. Bases 103 to 867 code for a protein of 254 amino acids.
AGUUACCCACAUCGAAGCACAAUCCCUUUCCCCCGAGUCCGAACUCAAAGGCCACCAUAGAAACGGAGAAGACGGAGAAGCGUCACCUCCCGUGCUCCUUCCAUGGCGGCAUCUCUUUUCCUCUCUCUCCUCCCCGCACACAAGCUCCCUUCUAAUUCUACCCCUGUCCUUACGAGGAGGACGGCAAACAAGAAGCAGAAGAGCAAUUGUAUCUGCCCAAUAUCCGCCUCCUCGUCCUCCUCCUUCCGCAACGGGAGCCCGUCAGAGACGGACUGUCCGGUGCCUCUGGAUCAGCAGCCGGUGAACGAGUACCAGUCCCUCUCAACCUCCCUCCCCUUCUCCUGGGCCACCGCCGACCUCCGCCUCUACUCCUCCCGCCUCGCCCUCACCGGCGCCUCCUUCGCCCUCAUCGUCGGCCUCCCCGUCUCCGCCUUCGGAACCGGCAGCCUCUCCGACCCCCGCUGCGCCCUCGGGGUCGUCUCCGCCGGUCUUCUCGCCGUCACGCUCGCCGUCCUCCGGAUGUACCUCGGAUGGGCUUACAUCGGCAACCGCUUGCUCAGCGCCACUGUCGAGUAUGAGGAGACGGGAUGGUAUGAUGGUCAGAUAUGGGUGAAGACCCCUGAAGUUUUAGCUCGCGAUCGUCUUCUAGGUUCAUUUUCUGUGAAACCCGUGUUAAGCAGAGUGAAGCUUACUUUAAUAGGUCUCGCGAUCUCCUUAGUCGCAUGUGCCUUCCUUUUCAUCAAUAUCGAAAACCCAAGGGAUACAUCAAAAGAUUCUGGGGAGCGAGCUGUAGCUGGGGCAUACAGUGAUGAAUCUGCAAGGUCAUUUGAGCCGGACUCAUUCUGCGGUGAGCCUGAUCUGUCAUAAACCUUUUGGAAGGCGUUGAAACGUGCAGUUUGUCCACUAGAAAUGCACAUACAAAUAAAGUCACACAUGCUGUCUCCAUAUACAAACUUAGAAGUGCAAUUGUGUUGUGUCUGGUAUCAUAUAUGUAAAAAAUUGUACAUACCUAAAGUAAAACUGAUAAUGUAAUUAGUUUAUCACCGAAUCAGGGUAAGAUGUGUUACUAUUC